This is a messenger RNA of Auxenochlorella protothecoides, 2874 nucleotides long. Its product is annotated as Presequence protease 2, chloroplastic/mitochondrial. The transcript has 15 exons. Gene Ontology annotation, biological process: protein processing. The record is from RefSeq and is a predicted model, not a curated record. Lineage: Eukaryota; Viridiplantae; Chlorophyta; Trebouxiophyceae; Chlorellales; Chlorellaceae. The coding region runs from base 1 to 2874 and encodes 957 amino acids. Gene Ontology annotation, molecular function: metal ion binding.
AUGUUUGCCGCGAUCCGCAUGACCAGCGCCGUCCGCUUAUCCAGCCUACGUCUCAGUACAACCAGCGCACAUCGGGAAACCGCACCCGCCUCCCAUCCGGCGGUGAACGCGCCCAAGGAGGCGCAUGGCUUCACCCUGGUGGAGCAGCAGUAUCUGGCAGAGUAUGACUCGACCGCCCUUCUGUACAGGCACAAGAAGACUGGCGCGCAGCUGAUGUCUGUAAUCAACAAGGACGAGAACAAGACCUUUGGCGCGACCUUCCGCACCCCCGUGGAUGACUCCAAGGGCACGCCCCACAUUCUGGAGCACUCGGUGCUGUGCGGGUCGGACAAGUACCCCAUCAAGGAGCCGUUUGUGGAGCUGAUGAAGGGCUCCCUGAACACUUUCCUCAACGCCUUCACCUACCCUGACCGCACCUGCUACCCUGUGGCCUCCGCCAACCUGCGCGACUUCUACAACCUGGUGGACGUCUACCUGGACUCGGUGCUGCACCCCAACUGCGUGAGCGACCCCCAAAUCUUCGCGCAAGAGGGCUGGCACUACGAGCUGGAGGGCGAGGCCGAGCCCUUGACGCUCAAGGGCGUGGUGUUCAACGAGAUGAAGGGCGUCUACUCCUCCCCGGACUCGGUGAAUGCCCGCGUCACCCAGGCCGCCCUUCACCCCGACAGCACCUACGCCAAGGACUCGGGCGGCGACCCCGAGGCCAUCCCCACCCUCACCUUUGACGGCUUCAAGGACUUUUACGCGCGGUAUUACCACCCGUCCAACGCGCGCUUCUGGUUCUACGGCGACGAUGAGCCCGAGGAGCGGCUGCGCCUGUUGGCUGCGGCCCUGGACGGCUUCGAGGCGCGGCAGGUGGACAGCGUCGUGCGCCCGCAGCCGCUGCUUGCGCAGCCGCGCGUGGUGACUGAGCGCUAUGCGGCGGGCGCCGUGGAGGAGGGCGGCGAGCCUAAGACUUUCCCCGCCUUCUCCGUGGGCCUCAAGGGCGUGGCCGCGGGCGACGUGGAGGCCGUGGAGGCGCUCAUCCUGGAGACGCUGGAGGGGCUGGAGCGCGAGGGCUUCAGCGCCACCUCCAUCGAGGCUUCGCUGAACACCAUCGAGUUCGCGCUGCGCGAAAACAACACGGGCCGCUUCCCGCGCGGCCUCUCCCUCAUGCUGCGCAGCAUGGCCACCUGGAUCUACGACCGCGACCCCUUCCAGCCCCUCAAGUGGGAGGACGACCUGGCCAAGUUCAAGGCCCGCAUCGCGGAAGGCAGCGACGUCUUUGGCCCCCUGAUCCGGAAGUACCUGUUGGACAACCCGCACCGCGUGUCGGUGCGCCUGGUGCCGGACGAGAAGCUGGGCGAGGAAAGGGAGGCGCGGGAGCGUGAGGCCCUGGCCGCCAAGCGCGCCGGCAUGAGCAAGGAGGAGGUGGAGGCCACCAUCCAGGCCACGCGGGAGCUGAAGGAGCGUCAGGAGACGCCAGACACGCCCGAGUCGCUGGCCUGCGUUCCCCUGCUCCACCUGUCGGACAUCCCGAAGACCAUCACGACCACGCCUACGACCGUGAGCAUCCACGCCAGCGGCGCCACGCAGCUCACCCAUGACCUCUUCACCAACAACAUCCUGUACCUGGAUGUGGCACUAGACCUUACGCGUCUGGGUCCAGAGCUCCUGCCCCUGGUGCCCCUGUUCUGCAGGUGCCUGACCAACAUGGGGACGGAGGAGGAGGAUUUCAUCACGCUCACGGAGCGCAUCGGGCGCAAGACGGGGGGCGUGUCGGUGUCGCCCUUUGUGACCUCUGUCAAGGGUAGCCCCCUGCCCAAGGGCUACCUCAUGGUGCGCGGCAAGGCCACCGCAGACAAGGCAGGGGACCUGCUCCAGGUCUUCCACGACAUCCUGCUCACUGCGCGGCUGGACGACGCAGCGCGCUUCAAGCAGAUGGUGCUGGAAACGAGGAGCGGGAUGGAGGCGGGCAUAGUGGGCAGCGGGCACUCCUUUGCCGGGUCCCGCCUGGAUGCUCAGAGGAGCGCCGCUGGGUGGGUGUCGGAGCAGAUGGGGGGCGUGGAGUACCUGCAGUACCUCCGUACCCUGGCCAAGCGUGUUGACUCCGACUGGGAGGGGGUGCGCCGCGACCUGGAGACCAUCAGGUCCACGCUCCUGCAGCGCGACGGCGCUCUGGUGAACAUCACCGGGGAUGAAAGCGUGCUGCGUGCGACGGAGGGGCCCCUGGCCGACUUCCUGUCGGCGCUGCCAUCCCUGCCAGGCCAGCGCGCUGAUUGGAACCAGACCCUGGACCCCGCAAGCGAGGCACUGGUCGUGCCCACCCAGGUGAACUAUGUGUGCAAGGCGGCCAACCUGUACGAGGAUGCGGGGUACAAGCUGUCUGGCACCUCGUACGUGAUCAACAAGUUCCUUGGGACGUCCUGGAUCUGGGACAGGGUACGCGUGUCCGGUGGCGCAUACGGCGGCUUCUGCGACUUUGACAGUCACAACGGGAUGUUCACCUUCUCCUCUUACCGCGACCCCAAUCUCCUCAAGACGGUGGACGUGUAUGACGGCACGAUCGACUUCCUGAAGGGUGUGGACCUGACGCCUGAUGAGCUGAGCAAGGCCAUCAUCGGCACCAUCGGCGACAUCGACGCCUACCAGCUGCCGGACGCCAAGGGCCGCACCGCGUUCAUGCGCCACCUGCUCGAGGUCUCCGAGGAGGAGCGCCAGCAGCGCAGGGACGAGAUUUUGGGCACCCAGCUGUCCGACUUCCACGAUUUUGCUGAGGUGCUCGCCUCCGUGCGUGACAAGGGCCGCGUGGUGGCCGUGACCAGCGCCGACAAGGCGGCCGCAGCGCAGGAGGAGCGCCCAGGCUUCUUCAACGCCAUUCACAAGAUCCUGUGA